This is a messenger RNA of Ooceraea biroi (clonal raider ant), 4286 nucleotides long. RefSeq names its product E3 ubiquitin-protein ligase COP1. The record is from RefSeq and is a predicted model, not a curated record. NCBI's taxonomy places the organism in Eukaryota, Metazoa, Arthropoda, Insecta, Hymenoptera, Formicidae. Gene Ontology annotation, biological process: proteasome-mediated ubiquitin-dependent protein catabolic process. Gene Ontology annotation, cellular component: cytoplasm. Gene Ontology annotation, molecular function: metalloaminopeptidase activity; ubiquitin protein ligase activity; protein binding.
UCACGUUUGCGCGCUUCCUCGUCGAUUAAUACGCCUGAUACACUCGUCGAAACGACGAAACGCGAAAUAUUCGUUCAGACUUGGAAAGUUUCCCACGCGCACGAUUUGUCGAGCACGAUUUAUCGCCGUGUGCGUGUGUGUCGGGAUUUUGCUCGGAACGUGAGCUCCGGAUUUUUACGUUUCCGCGCGGCAGUGUCAACGGUGAUAAUUGCGGCCGAUUCGGCCCCGAUUUUUAAAGAUACAUUCGUUUAUUCGCCAUUCGAGCCACAAGGGAUUAGUGCUCGGUGUUUACGAGACAGAGGACGAGAGCAACGUCGUGCUAACCCCCACGGCGACCAAGUACAAUGCCUUGCUUAACGGGAAGCUCGUGAAAAAUAUCGUGCUGAAUGACUAGACUGAGAGACGGUAUUAUACACAUGAUAUGAAGCGCGACUUUGCUCAGCACAAGGAUUUCGUAGAUACACGCUGCGCUUUAUAGAUGAGAAUAUAAUACUGCCUGAUUAAUGAUAUAUUCUUUUCGAUACGACGAGUCAGACAAGUCGAAUGCCCCCUUAAGAGACUUUACAAAAAAAUAUUAACUCCUGAGUUAAUUAACCAUCACUGCUUCAAGACUGAGAAAUAUCAUAUAGAAUAAUAGUAGUAAUGUCGACUCCGGGCGAUUGUAACACGGGGAACGAUAGCUGCCCAGGGAGCAGUGGUGGAUUAGGCGAAGGUAGCAGUAAAUUUAGUAAACAUCAACAACCCACGAACGUCCUACAGAGGAUGACUGGGAUAUUAGAGGAUAAGAGCAACGACUACAUGUGCCCGAUUUGUUUUGAUCUUAUCGAUACGGCUUACAUCACGCGUUGCGGACACACAUUUUGCCACAACUGUAUCGUAAAGUGUCUAGAGAUUAAAGAUCGUUGUCCGAAAUGCAGUUUCACGUUAAGCGAGCAGGACAUAUUUCCGAACUUUCUGUUAGACGAAUUGGUGUCCAAGUACAAAACGAGGACAAAAGGUCUCGCACAGCUAAGCUCUUACGCGGAGAGCGGUAAAUAUCGAACGGCGAGUAACGAUUCGUCGACGCCAGCGUCAGACGGAUUGAGAAGUAUCGUGGCGGCCGAGAGCGCCAAUCUCACCCUACCCGAUGUGAACGUGAUGCUGGAGGUAUUGACUCAACGGAAGCACCUGCUCGAGGCGGAGACUUGUACGGCGCAGAAUAAAUUGCUGCACGAGUUCCUCAAGCAUUUGUUGCAGCAGAAGGAGGAGCAAAAGAAUCAGUUGCAAAAGGAAGUAGCAUUGAUCAAGAAGGACAUGGAGGAGGUGGAAAAUAUCCUGAAGGACGUCCAGAGCAAGUGUCCGCGGGUGGAGGACGUCAGGAAGGCGAGUGAAAACGACACCGCGCAGGUUUCGGCUAUCAGAAGAGAGAUGCUGGGCCUUUUAGAUAUAAUAGAUUCUAAUAUGGUGAAGCCUAGCGAUAAGGCAGCCGGCGGCGUCGACACCUUCACAAAUCCGAGCGCCAGUCAACCCAGUGGGUCCACCCUGGCCAUCCGUAGGAAGAGGCUGCACGCUCACUUCGACGAUUUCGUUCAAUGUUACUUCGAUUCCCGCGGAAAGGAGCUGCUACUCGGCCAGAAGUCACAGUCGCAGAGCGAAGCGCAGCAUGGCGGUGUGCACAGUACAAAUUCCGGUUUGGACAUCUUCCGAGAGAACCUUGUCAAAUUCUCACGCUACAAUUCGCUGCGUCCGCUGGCCACUCUCAACUAUUCUUCGGAUCUCUUCAACAAUUCCACAAUCGUGUCUAGCAUCGAGUUCGAUAAAGAUAACGAGUUCUUCGCUAUUGCCGGUGUGACGAAACGCAUAAAAGUGUUCGAUUACGGCGCAGUCAUACGGGACACCGUCGACAUUCAUUAUCCCUGUGUCGAGAUGGUUUCCAGCUCCAAGAUCUCGUGCGUUUCAUGGAAUUCCUUCCACAAGGGUAUGCUGGCAUCGUCAGACUAUGAGGGCACGGUGACGGUAUGGGACGCCAGCACGGGUCAGAGGACCAAGACAUUUCAGGAACACGAGAAGAGAUGCUGGUCGGUUGACUUUAACGACGUUGACACUAGGCUGAUCGCAUCCGGCUCUGACGAUGCUCGGGUCAAAUUGUGGGCGUUGAAUACCGAUUAUUCCGUGGCGUCAUUGGAGGCAAAGGCAAACGUGUGCUGCGUAAAGUUCAACCCGCGCAGCUCGUGUCACCUAGCCUUCGGCUCCGCUGAUCAUUGCGUCCACUAUUAUGAUCUGCGUAACAUGAAGGAGGCAUUGUGCAUAUUCAAGGGCCAUCGUAAAGCGGUUUCGUAUGUCAAGUUCAUCAACAAGGAGGAAAUUGUCUCCGCCAGCACCGAUUCUCAACUGAAAAUGUGGAACAUAAAUAAUCCACUUUGUUUACGUUCAUUCGUAGGUCAUGUAAAUGAGAAAAACUUUGUCGGACUCGCCACUGAUGGCGACUAUGUUGCCUGUGGAUCGGAAAAUAACGCGUUGUACGUAUAUUACAAGGGUUUGACGAAGCAAUUGUUCUCGUACAAAUUUGACGCCGUUCGAAGCAUAUUAGAGCUGCAGGACAGAAGAGAGGAGGAUCUGAAUGAGUUUGUAUCUGCAGUGUGCUGGAGGCAGAUGUCCAAUGUUGUAGUAGCCGCAAACUCCCAAGGAAUUAUUAAAAUAUUAGAAUUGGUUUGAGACAAUUGGGGAGAAUUAAUUGCACAGAAAGCUGAUUAUGAGUGAAACGUGUAUUUAAUUACUAUAAAUUAAAAAGGGUCUAAAAAAGAUGAGCCGAAACUAGAAAGAUAUUAAAAUAGUUUAACUGAAAGAAAUUGUAUUCUAUGAGGAGAAUUUAACAAUUAUAGUUAUGCCUGAAAUACGAUAUUAGAUCUAAAUACUUCCAAUGAUCAACAUAGGAAUAGAACAUGUAUUAUUUUCAAGUAAUUUUCUGUUUUUUAAUGUUUGUUACUUGGAUCCUUUUUAUUUUAUGGUAUUCAUUUUAUAAUAAGUUCGGUCGUGAAUAACAACGAGUGUAACGACGGAAUUAUUCUAAAUAGUUUAAUAAAGAUGUGUAUAUAGUAUAAAAAAAAUAAAUUCUAUGUAAAAAUAUACAGAAAGAAAUUUCUUACGCAAUGAAAUCUAAAUCGAAUAGUAGUGGCAUUGAAUAUGCAUUGAGGAAUAUUGUCGCGAAUGAAGAUCUUCAAUCAAUCUAUGCUCAAUAUAUUAGAGACCACAAAUGUUUUCUUUGAUUAUUAUACGCUAUGCGUAAUUAUAAAUUUGAUAUAACUUGGUAUUACCAAACUUGGUUAAAGUUACUAAAUUACUUGGUAAAAUUAAAUGUAAAAGUAUAUUUUCUCAUCUUGAAUCUAAUUACUAAUCUAAUUUAGUAUAAAGUGCAGACUGAAUCGCGUAAUAAUAUUUUAGAAAUAUUGUAAAAGACAACAUUAUAACAACUAUGCAACAUAUGUUUCUGUGUAUACAAUUUAUGUAUAUAUAAUUAAGAAACAUGAAAUCUUUUUCAUCAUUUUAUAUUAAAUUGCUGAUACUUAAUGUUUAUGCUGAAAACAUGAUAAUUGUAUAUUUGUUAAUUAAUUUAGCAUUUAGUUAAUUAUUUUAGCAGAUACUUAUUUUUGAAUAUAAGUCGUUAAAAUAAAGUUUAUUGAACAAGUGCAAUAACUUUAAAACGGUAUUUGAAUGUGUAAGAGUUUGAAUUAGUGUAUGUAAAAUUAGUGUAUGUUUUCCAUUUAUAGUAUAAAUCAUUGUUAUAUAGAAAUCUUAAAAAUACUUAAAAAUCUUUUAUUCAUUAUUAAUGAUAUUAAUUAACAUAAAAUUAAUGUACGAAUUAUGAAUGCGCAAUAUCAAUUAGUAAUACAAUAAGCAAUAGUUACUUAUUUUCAAUUUAUAAUAAUUGAAUAAUAUAAUUCUGUACAAUUUGUGAACAAAAAUAUGAUAAAAUGUAAUAGACCAAACUAAAUGCUGCAACUAAAAUGUUUUGUAAUAAUAACUGUAUAUGUGUACAUAGAUAGCAAAUAUUUUUAAAUUUAUCUUAUUUGCAGUAUAAAAUUUUUUACUACACAUUAUAAUUUCUAUACGAUUAGGAUGAGUUAGAUAUGUAUUAUGACUUUUAUAUGACAAUAUUAUUAUAAAAUAUCUUGUAUUGCGUCAGUCUAAAUGAGCAUGGGUGAAGAACAAAAUUAACAUAAUACAAAUAAGAUAAUACUACUAUUCUAAGCAAUAUGAAUAUUGUAAAAAGAAAAUUCUGAUCUGCGAAGAUGUACAAACGAUAAAUA